GAGUGGGGACCAGGUCAGGAGCCCUGAGUUGGGUCCGGGCCCGUGACCCUGGGCAACCCCAGUGGCUGGGUCGAGCCCGACAGGUUUCAGCAGCAACCCUCACCCCUAUCCACGCCUUCCUGGGUUUUCCCCUCUCCUCGGGGUUUCCUGUUUCAGUUCUCGGUGAUCUCCAGCAGCAGGUGCUAGUUUGCCAACCUCGGCUCCCGAGGAGGCGAAGGAGGAAAAGGAAAAGAGGGAAGGGGAGGAGGAAGCGGCGCGGUGCGGUGGCGGCUGCGGGCGGGCGAGGAGCGAGGCUGCAGCCGGGAGAGCCGGGCUCCCUCUCGCCGGCGGAGGAGCGGCGCGGGCUGCGGGCCGAGCCGAGGGCCCGGGCGCGCCCGAGCCGGGGCCCCCGCGUGUGGCCCGGCGGGCGGGCGGCAUGGGGGAGCCUCCCGCUUGCCCCGCGCCUUAGCGGCGGUCGCGACGGCCCAGUGCUGAGGCGAGAGGCGGCGGCCGCCCGCUGAAGGGCCCCCGGGCUGCCCGAGCUUCCAGGGCAUGUUGUUAUGGCUGCUGAGAAGGGGCUGCAGGAAUACGGGGCACUUUGCAUUCAAGAAUACAGAAAAAGCAGCAAAGUGGAGUCAGAUACACCUAACAGCUUCAUGGGCCUGAAGGAUCGUCUGGGGCAUGACCUCAGCCACCUUUAUGUGGAGAGCCCUGACCCACAUUUGAGUGCAGCUGUAUCUUGGUCAAUGAUAGAAAAACCAACGAUGGAUAAGCUUAACUCCACAAAGGAAGAAACAGAGAAAGAGAUGUCUGAAGAGAAUGCAAGCUCUGGUGACUCUGAAGAAAGCACAAAUUCUGAUCAUGAGUCAGAGCAAUUGAGUAGCAUUUCAGAAGAGCCAUGCUUAUUAACCAAGACUCACAGGCAACUAUGUAGGUCCCCCUGUUUAGAGCCUCACAUACUCAAACGCAAUGAGAUUUUGCAAGACUUUAAAACCGAAGAGUCCCAGACUAUACCCAAGGAAAUGAAGAAACCCCCUGAUGUGGUGCGAGAAUACCAAACAAAACUGGAGUUUGCACUUAAGUUAGGUUAUUCUGAAGAGCAAGUUCAGCUUGUGCUAAACAAACUUGGUACCAAUGCUUUAAUCAAUGAUAUUUUGGGAGAACUUGUCAAACUUGGAAAUAAAAGUGAGACUGAUCAAACAGUUAGUACAAUUAACAGUAUAAUGCGGGAAGCAUCUUCCCUGGAAUCUCAGAGGUCUGAAUCUCCAAUGCAAGAGAUUGUAACAGAUGAUGGUGAAAAUCUGAGACCAAUAGUUAUUGAUGGCAGCAAUGUGGCAAUGAGCCAUGGAAACAAAGAAGUAUUUUCCUGCCGAGGAAUAAAAUUGGCAGUAGAUUGGUUUUUGGACAGAGGACACAAAGAUGUUACCGUUUUUGUUCCUGCUUGGAGAAAAGAGCAGUCCCGACCUGAUGCUGUUAUUACAGAUCAAGAAAUUUUACGCAAACUAGAGAAAGAGAAAAUCCUGGUGUUCACGCCGUCCCGACGAGUCCAGGGGAGGCGAGUGGUGUGCUAUGAUGACAGGUUCAUCGUGAAGCUGGCUUUUGAGUCGGAUGGCAUUAUUGUAUCCAAUGAUAACUACAGGGACCUGGCGAACGAAAAACCAGAGUGGAAGAAGUUCAUAGACGAGCGAUUAUUGAUGUAUUCAUUUGUCAAUGACAAGUUCAUGCCCCCUGAUGAUCCUCUUGGCAGACAUGGCCCAAGCCUGGAUAAUUUUCUAAGGAAGAAACCUAUUGUUCCUGAACACAAAAAGCAGCCUUGUCCAUAUGGAAAGAAGUGCACCUAUGGACACAAGUGCAAAUAUUACCAUCCUGAAAGGGGCAGUCAGCCUCAGCGGUCAGUGGCUGAUGAACUUCGUGCCAUGUCUAGAAAUACAGCAGCCAAAACUGCAAAUGAAGGAGGACUGGUGAAAAGCAACAGUGUACCUUGUAGCACUAAGGCCGAUAGCACUUCUGAUGUCAAACGAGGUGCUCCAAAGAGGCAAUCGGAUCCAAGCAUAAGGACUCAGGUCUACCAAGACCUAGAGGAAAAGCUUCCCACCAAAAACAAAUUGGAAACCAGGUCUGUACCUUCCUUAGUUAGCAUACCGGCUACUUCUACUGCAAAACCCCAAAGCACUACAUCUUUAAGCAAUGGCCUUCCAUCUGGAGUUCAUUUUCCACCUCAGGAUCAAAGACCACAGGGACAAUAUCCUCCAGUGAUGAUGGCAACCAAAAAUCAUGGAACGCCAAUGCCUUAUGAACAGUAUCCAAAAUGUGACUCACCUGUAGACAUUGGAUAUUAUUCCAUGUUGAAUGCAUAUUCAAAUCUGAGUAUCUCAGGCCCACGAAGUCCUGAAAGGCGUUUCUCCUUAGACACAGAUUAUAGGAUAAGUUCUGUAGCUUCUGACUGCAGCAGUGAAGGGAGCAUGAGCUGUGGGAGCAGUGACUCAUAUGUAGGGUACAAUGACCGGUCCUAUGUCAGCUCUCCUGACCCACAAUUAGAAGAGAAUUUGAAGUGUCAACACCUGCACCCUCACAGCCGCCUUAAUUCCCAGCCCUUCCUGCAGAAUUUCCACGACCCCUUAACCAGAGUACAAAGUUACAGUCAUGAAGAACCAAAGUACCAUCACAAGCCUCCUCUUCCACAUUUGGCUAUGCAUCUGCAGCACCCAGCUGUGGGUGCCCGGUCCAGCUGUCCUGGUGAUUACCCCUCUCCACCAAGUUCUGCACACUCUAAGGCACCACACCUAGGGAGGUCCUUAGUGGCCACAAGAAUAGACAGCAUUUCUGAUUCUCGGCUCUAUGACAGUUCUCCUUCAAGACAAAGAAAGCCUUAUUCCCGCCAGGAAGGGCUGGGAGGCUGGGAUAGGCAGAACUACGGGAUCGAUGCAUAUGGCUAUCGGCAGACUUACUCCUUGCCCGAUAGCUCCACUCAGCCAUGUUAUGAGCAGUUCACCUUCCAGAGUCUACCUGAACAGCAAGAGCCGACUUGGCGAAUACCGUACUGUGGAAUGCCACAAGAUCCUCCAAGGUACCAAGACAACCGAGAAAAGGUUUAUGUCAACCUGUGCAACAUCUUCCCGCCCGACCUUGUGAGAAUUGUCAUGAAAAGGAAUCCUCACAUGACAGAUGCCCAGCAGCUGGCUGCAGCCAUUUUAGUGGAGAAAUCACAGCUGGGUUAUUGAAAGAUGAUGCAUCUUUGUGGUGUUGAGUAGUUUUUUGUUCAGCUCAAAUGCUGAGGGAGGUUUGCUACAAUAGCACAUGUGAUCUCCUUCUCAGCAAGGAGGUUAUAUAGUAUCCAUUUAUGUGAAAUACUGUAUCAUGGAAUCUGUAUGUACAGCCCCACAUGAUGGAAGUAUCACGGGAUUGCUUUACAUUCAAACUUUUUUUUUUUGUUAAUGUUUCCUUUUUAAAGCUAUAUCCUUGGCUGGAAAUUUUUCCAGUUUGAUUUAAUAGAUGUAUCUGUGAACUUUGAUAUUAAUCUUUGGUACAUCAGGGGUUUAUAUGCAGCACUUUUUAUCCUUGUUUCAUGUUUUAUUAACUUGAUGUUUCUCUAUCAAUUGCAAGCAAUUACAAUAUUUACAGAAUGUUGAACAUUUGACUAGACCUAGCAAACUAUUUUUUCAAGCCAAGCUUAAUUAGAACCUUUUACAGCUCUUUAAGUUAUUUUUUAUUUGGGGAAAGUGGGCUUCUUUGUGCUAGAAUCAUUAUUUAUAGAAACAAAAAUAUACUACAGCACUGACUUUAUAUUUUAAACAAGAUGUAAGUUACCAGUUUAUGUUGAAAUGGGUAAUAGUAUAUAUUGAAUGAUUUUACAAUAUGGCACUUUUUUUGUUGUUGUUAAGUAAUUUGUUAAUUUAAUAUGGUUGAUUUAAAGGAAAGCAGAUGCAAUCAAUGGAAAAAAAAGUUUCCAUUUCUUUUUUUAUGAAUAAGGCAAAAGCCGUAACUGUUACAGUUUAGAGCUUUGUUAUCCAGCUAUUAUGUGCUUCUAGACAGUAGAAAUGGAAUUGAAUUCCUAGAUUUCCAUUAACCUGUAUUUUUAAUGUGUCUGUCUUUUUUGUUUUGGGGCACAACAAUACUGGAUAAAAUAACCCUUUUGCAGUACUCACCUGUUUUUAAUGAAUCUAAUUAUUCUCAAUGCAACUUUUAUUUUUAAUAUACUCUUCAGCUUUCCUGCUAUUUAUCAAGACUGGCCUGAGGUAAUUUUAUGUGUUGAGGAUAUGCAACAUUUAUUGAUACUGCACUAUAGAGAUGGUGAUGGAGGAGUUGUAAAUGGUAACUUAACGUUUUUGUAAGAUACUGUAUAUUUUCCAUUUUCCUGAAGGUAGUUUUUCAGGCCUGUUAUAUUAUUAAGGCCAGAUUCUUGCCACAAAUAGUGUAGUUUUAGAUACAGACUGAAGUCUGUUCUGGUAUUAGUAAGGGAUAUUUCUGGUUUCAAAGUCAUGGGUUUUGCUAGAUGCGAAUACAUUUCUGUUGGUUAAAAGAUAGAUUUUGCAAUCGUUGGCAGACGUUUGUGUGACUGACAUACUUGGACAGUUUUUGAAUUUUCCUUAGUGUAACAGAAUCAUUCAGAUCUGUUUCUGUAGUCUGCCUAGGUAUCCUGGUUAUUCUGAUUAUUCUACUUGCUACAGUUUGAAAGAAAGCCCUGAAAAACCAGAAAGUACCUUUUACUGUUGAUACAAAUUGUAUCUUUUUAACUAUUAAGAACUAUUUUGAUUUGUAGAUCUAGUUAAAACACAAAUGUGUAACUAUGAUUAGACUUUUGGGCAACAUUUUAUCCCUUAUUUAAAUACAAAUUUUUAAAGUAAAAUUGAGGUCUAGAAUAGGGUAGAAAAUAAAAGUAACCAUUUAGGUAAACAAAAGUGUCUGUCUUAGUUUUAUAUAAUAUAUUCAAAUAUAUUAAGUAAAUUUAUUGGCAUUUUUUCUCCUAAAAUUUAUCUAGUGUGAACUUAAAAUAAAGGUAAAAUGCUGCCUGAAAAUAAUGUCCAAGCACCUUUGACUAGGAUAACAUUUUCUCUACUUAUGUGACACCAUGUGUUGCAUGAAGUAGGAUUUGGGUAUACAGUAAAUGCUUCUAAAAGGCAUUAUGCAUAUUGACAUAUCCAAUAAUCUGAACCGUGUUCAGCAAACUUAAUUCAGGAAAGUGGUGUUCUACACAAUUCUGUUGUUUUUGAGGUGAGUGCGGUACUCAUCUGUACCCAGAAGUAACAUGAGGGGUGCCACACAAGCCGUUUCAAGUGGUGUCUGUCUGAGAGCGACCCUACUCACAUGUGAAAAUUGUUCUCCUUGAUUUUGAUUUUGUCAGUCGCUAUCUGUAGAACAAGUUUAAAUGUAGAGGCUAUACCAGUGCCAAAAAUAGGGUUACAAGUGCACGGUAGCUUUUAUUUUAGUCGUAUUUUAAGACUUUUUUUAGUACGAAAUCACACCUUUAAAUUAGACGUGUAGGUUUUGCUUCUGUACUCUUCAUUCGUAGACUUUUAAUUAUUUGAAGGUUCUGCCAAACUUUACUAAAUUUAUUUUAAUGAGAUCUUAGGUGAGCUGUAUAUCACGCUUAGGUGAAAUGUAUAUCACACUUUUAAUUUGGCCUUCUAAUGGUUUUAACCGAUUGACUAUUUGGUAUUGCUUCAUUGAUUUUAAACUAUGGAAAAAUAACGUAGCCAGCCGCCACCCUUACUGAAGUGGUCAUCUCGGAACUAGCCAUAUGAAAUCCUUCAGUAAUGACUAAUUGUGAGUUAAGAAAUAGCAGCUUUCUUAUGUCAAAAGGACAAUCUAUCCCUUUACUUUGAAGCACCAAAUUGCUUUUAGAACCUAAGAAUAAGCCAGUUGGCAGAUUUGAGGUACAGCAAAUUUUUAAUUAUCCAAAGCAAUAAGUAAAAGGAGUCCAUCGUUAAGUUAAAUCCACAGCUGGUCCCAAACCUUCAUUUUAGCCCAAAUCUCCCUAAUCAAAUCUUUUACCAAACUUGUUAUUAAGUAACCAGAGAGAAGUAUGUUAGUUAAGUAGUGCAAUUGCCAGAAGCGGUCAACUGAUAGAAGAAAAAGGAUUCCGAUUCGAAUAUUCUGCCCCAGAAUAAUUGACAGUUGACUGUACUUUACACAGUAAUUAGCCAGUCCAUUGUCUCUGUGUCUUAGUACAGAGGGAAUGGUACCCAAAUGGCCAAAUUCUGGCCCUUAGUAUUUCCUCCUUUCUUGCAUGUGAUGCCUAAGUUUUUAGUCUCGUUUUUAUGAACUCUGUAUCCUGAUAGAUUUGUCAUUGACCUAAACGUUUGAAAGAAAUGCACACCAGUAUAAAAUGUUUGGUACUGGUGGAGACUUGAGCUUUGUGUUUUUAUGAAAAUUCAUUUAUUAUAAAAUUUAAUAUAAUUGAAGAGUGUUAUAUAUGUAAACAUACAUAUUUGUUAUGAAGUAUUAAAAAAUGGGUUGCUUUUGAUGGCUAACAUUUCCCUGAUGAAACUGUGUUUCUCGGAGGUGUGGAUGACCAAGUCUGGGGACUGGAUGACCAAUGAUAAGAUUUAGAACCACUUAAGUGGAAAGCAACUCUUCACUGGUUUUAUUUAUGGUAUUUUUUAAAGAAUUAUUUUGACUAUUUUAAUAGACUGUGUAAUGUUUAAAAAAAACUAAAGUAGUAUCAAUUGUACAAAUAUUAUUUAACAUGUCUUUUGUGGAUGUAUCAAUAUUUAUAUAGACAGUAAUAUAUUUAUAAAAUAAACAUGCAUUGGUUAUGUUAUAGCUAUUAGUUUGUGAUAGGUGGGAGGGUGACUCUGGAGAUGUGUGUACACCUAUGUACAUGUGUGUUUUGAAAAUUCUGAAGCUGUUUUUACCUGAUUUAAUGGUGUUUAAAGUAUAUCUAAUUUUCAGUUAUUCUUUUUGCUAACACCUAUCCAACUUCUUAUUCAAGAUAAAAUAAGAUGUACAGUCUUCUGAACAUUCUGUUGAUGUGUUACAUCCUUGUUGUGAUAAUUUAACUCCUGGAGAAAUCCUCAAAUGACCUGAAACGAAACAAGUUAUGAACAGAGAGAAUGCUUCUGUUCCAAAGAUACUAAAGAUGAAAACUCAGCUUUUAUGUUAAGCUCCCAAGUUAUGCACAGCAAAUAAAAUGAAGUACAAAAAAGAUGGAUUACAUACAUUCAUUAGAAAAAGAGAAAGCAAACUCUUAAUAAAAGUAAGGAAACAUAUCAUUGUAGAUUUUAGGCAAAGGUUGGCAAACUUUUUCUGCAGAGAAUAAGUAGUAGCUAUUUCAGUAUUUGGGAACCAUCUGGUCUCUAGAAACUCCCCACCUUUGCCAUUAUAGCCUGAAAGCAGCCAUGGACAAUAUGUAAACAAAUGGGUGUGGCUGUGUUCCGAUGAAACUGUAUUUACAAAAUCGGACAGCAGGCCAGAGUUUGCCCGGUGGGCCAGUUUGCUUACCCCCUCCCUAGAAGCAGAAAAACAGCUUAUCAAGGAGUAAAUCCAGAUAUAUGUGAAUAUAAGAAACAAUAAGUAUUUCAGUCGUCACUAUAAGAAAAUCUGUUACUCAUCGAUGACCUUCAAAAGAAGAUUGUGAGGCAGUCAUAUUAAAGGAUCUUAACCCAUUUAUAUUUUUUAACCUGGUCAUACCAUUAAUUAAUUAAUAGAGAUAUUUCUUGUGUUUAACCACCAAAAAGUAUUCUGUGAAAAGAUAUUUUAAAAAGUAUUGAAAUUUUUUAUGAACUUUGCAUUUCUAAUGACAGGAAUCCCUUACCUACUCUUUGUCUUUUAAUGUCCUUAUUGACCAAAAAUUCUGUUCUAUGAAAAUUAGCAUAUACUUCAUUUGCCACGAAAUGUUUUAAAGACUGCAUGGAUCAGUUACAUUAUUAUUUUGGGGGCGGCGGGGUGGGGGUGGGGGUUUGGCUUCUAAUAACAGACUGCCAUUCUUUAUAAAUGGCUUGGAAGAAGAUGUAGUGUCAUUUUACAUACUGCAGGUUUAUUUUGUAAGAUUAAAAAUUGCGACUAGUAUAAUUUUAGCUAUAAUGUGAGUGUAUUUGUUGUAUUGUGACUCUCUUUAUAAGAAACAAAUUGUAUCCUUGCUUUCUCUGUCCAAAUCUUUACUAUAGAUAUUUUAGAUACCUUAGAACUAUCCUUGGUGAAUGCAAUCCUUAAUGUGAUCAUGUGUAAUUUAAAAUUCACUGAAAGGAAAUGCUGUUGAACGUGCUCAUUCACAGUGCUUUUAAAAUUGUUGUAUCAGUAACAUUUUCAUAAGAACAUUAAAUAGUUUUGAACAUUGUCAUCCACUUCAGUAGUUGUCCUCUUUUUAAAAACUGGAAUACAACCCUGGCUUUUAACAGUGUUUAUUAUUUUUUUCUUUAGCACUGCCUGUUUAUCUGCUUAUUACUUCUGUUACAUUAAUAUUGUUAUGUCUUAGAAGUGGCUUUUCCCCUAAGAUUUAAAACAAUUUGAGAUUUCAUAUUUAAAAACAAUUUAAGGCUCUAAGCAUUUAGCAGUAGGAAAUGUCCAUGCUUUAAUCUAAUUGUACAAAACUUGCAAAGUUACACUUUUUAAACCAUGUUCCAUAUUUGCCAAUUUUCUAUCAAAGUAUUUCAGAUAAAAAACGUGUUGCCCAUGAUAGUUUUUGCCCCCUUUCUUAAAGCUGCUUAUGUCUCAAAGGAAAAAGACAUUGAAGAGCAACGGUUUGUUUUUAUAAAAAAUGUUUUGGAUUUCCUUCAGCCUUUGGAAAUUUUUAAUUUCCUACUAACACAAAAUACCCACAAUGCACAAACUUCUUCAGAGACAGCAUUGCAAGUGUACCAGGUUUCUGAUUUUAUCUUUUCCUUUUAGGUUUUUUGUUUCCAACAAUUAAAAUAAUUGUGUUUUGAUUGUUGGAUUUCCAUUUUGAUCCUUCAGGUUUUUCUUAUAAGGAAAAACAAGGCAAAGAAUAUGUUUAAAGCCAUCAUGAUAAACUGAUGUGAUUUUAUUUGUCCUCUGUCCAUUCUGUGUGUUUCUGUAAUGAAAUUUUUACAACUCCAAAAGCAGUAUUUUAGACCUACUGGAGACCCAUAUCAAAACAGCUUUGCAAUUCUGCCACUGAGGAAAACAAAUUUAAAAAUUCAUUUUUCUUAUCUUGGUUCAUUUUUGUUUCAUGAAGAAAUUGAUUUCAUAGAGCCAGCAGCACAUGUGCUAAAUAAGUAAAAGCAUUAUCUUUCCCUCUAGUUCCAGGGCUUGCCUGCAUUUAGUGGUUAAUACCAUUAUGAGGUCUUCUGUAGGAUAAGAACAUGUUCUGUUUCGGUGUUAAGUGUUGGAGCCAGAAAUACUUCAUAUGAAAAUUCAAAUUAAAUGAAGACAAUUAUGCAUACUCUAA
Molecule: messenger RNA, 9325 nt
Organism: Choloepus didactylus (southern two-toed sloth)
Lineage: Eukaryota; Metazoa; Chordata; Mammalia; Pilosa; Megalonychidae
Gene: ZC3H12C
Product: zinc finger CCCH-type containing 12C
Exons: 6
Coding region: 540-3200 (886 amino acids)
Cellular component (GO): cytoplasmic ribonucleoprotein granule; nucleus
Molecular function (GO): RNA endonuclease activity; metal ion binding; mRNA binding
Source: RefSeq, a predicted model, not a curated record